Messenger RNA from Musa acuminata AAA Group (dessert banana), 1937 nucleotides. Its product is annotated as 5-amino-6-(5-phospho-D-ribitylamino)uracil phosphatase, chloroplastic. Bases 269 to 1432 code for a protein of 387 amino acids. NCBI's taxonomy places the organism in Eukaryota, Viridiplantae, Streptophyta, Magnoliopsida, Zingiberales, Musaceae. The transcript has 2 exons. The record is from RefSeq and is a predicted model, not a curated record.
AGCCGGUGGCCUCUGCGACGCGGGCAGCAGACGAAUAAUAACCGGCGCGGUGGACGCCAGGGAAACCCCAAUCCCUGCUUCUGUACGUCUCUUCUCCGUGCUGAUCUCCCAACGCUCGCGAUCCAUCAGAAUCAAUUUAUUCGAUCGGAACAAUCGAGGUUGGAUUUGGAUUAGGAUUGGCUUUAGCCCCAAAUUGGUUGGCUUCUGUGGAUUAUUUGGGGGGAAAACAGAGAUUUUUUAUCAGAUUUGCUGAAUCCAAUUUGCCACUAUGGUCGAUACCAUUGGCGCAAGCACGUCCCUCGUCGGUCACCACCUGCUCUACCAAAGGCCCUGUUGUAAAGAUGACAACUUUAAGCGACGAACUGGCUCCUGCCGGCUGCUCGUCACGGAGUUUAUGGGGCAGCGGUUGCCGAUCGGCCCUUCCACUUCCGUUGUGACCCCCAGGCAGAGAUACAAUGGUUUCGUGGAUUCGACUGUCAAGUCGAUGGCGAUGGAGCUGACAAAGGAAAAGAACCCCUCGAAAGAGGACUGGCGGAGGAUCGCUCGUGAUCUCGGUUACACGAGCGAUACAGCAGGCGUGAGUCCUGGUAGAUUGUGGCCUCCUGCGAACAAGGCCGACGAUCCCAUGAUUCACAACCCACUGCUCCGUCAAGAAAGAAUGGGUUGCGGGUGGUUUGCCGUGAUCUUUGAAAUGGAAGGGGUGAUCGUUGAAGAUGACUCCGAGUUGCAAAGGCAGGCCUGGCUGGUGUUAUCUCGAGAAGAGGGACGUUCGCCACCGUUUGCCUUCGUUCUGAAGAGAAUCGAGGGAAUGAAGAAUGAGCAAGCAAUCUCCGAGGUGCUCUGCUGGUCGCGAGACCCGACGGAGCUCAGACGAUUGGCCUCUCGGAAGGAGGAAAUAUAUCGGAGCCUAAAAAAUGGUGGGUACUAUCAGCUUCGAUCUGGAUCUCAGGAGCUUAUGACCACUCUUGCAAACCACAAGAUUCCACUUGCUGUGGCAUCCACGCGACCGCGGAAGGUCCUCCAAGAGGCAGUCGAGGGUGUUGGCGUCCAGAGCUUCUUGGAUGUGAUAGUGGCAGCAGAAGAUGUGUUCAGAGGAAAACCUGAUCCAGAGAUGUUUCUGUAUGCUGCACAGCUCCUCAAUUUCAUACCGCAGCGGUGCAUCGUGUUCGGGAAUUCGAAUUCGACGGUGGAGGCAGCACAUGAUGCCCGAAUGAAGUGCGUGGCGGUGGCAAGCAAACACCCGGUAUAUGAACUCCGUGCAGCUGACCUCGUGGUGAGGCAGCUGGAUGAGCUAUCGGUGGUCGACUUGAAGAACCUCGCCGAUAUUGAUUCUCCCGAGUUUGAAUCAGGAGAACCAGAGGUGGAAAUGGAAGAGGAGGAGGAUGACCCAUCUCCGUCGUGCUCAGUGGGUGUUGAUGAUCUGUUCUGGUAAGAUGUAUUCCGACGCACAGCUUAUUGUUUUCCCAUCCCUGCAGUCAAUAUAUAAUUCAUGAUUUAAGCAGGAAAUUUGGGUUCUUAGCUCUUAGCUUUGUAAAUAGUUAUCACAUUGAAUUCUGCAUCCUUCAGACAUUGUACAAACUAAAGCAAAUAAGGAGGAUGAAUCAGUUGCUGCGUGGUCUUCAUCGGGCUCAUCAUGUGCUGAAAUAUAUAGCAUAACUCGCAACACUUAGUUUCUUUCGAAACGAUGUAUCCAUUUGUUUCGAGAGCAUGUUGGAUGCUAAAUCUUUAGAUGACAUUAUCGAGAACAGAUGUGCACCCUUUGAUAGCAUAGCUAAUGUUGAUACCAUAGUUGUCGAUUCUGUCUAUGUUUGACACAACAAGUAGUUGUUGGAUGAGGAACCAUAGUUGCUGCAAGCAACAAGUAUUUGUCCUUUAAAUUUGUAACUAACUGAUCAAGGAAGAUUAUAUAUAUAUAUAUAUAUAUAUUCUCUCUCUCA